Molecule: messenger RNA, 724 nt
Organism: Lacerta agilis (Sand lizard)
Lineage: Eukaryota; Metazoa; Chordata; Lepidosauria; Squamata; Lacertidae
Gene: NMS
Product: neuromedin S
Exons: 7
Coding region: 191-703 (170 amino acids)
Source: RefSeq, a predicted model, not a curated record
GAGCUGGGAACAAUUACUUCCUGAAUGAAAGCACAGCUUGGCGCUUAAUGAGACAACGAGGAGCCUGCGAGGUGCUGAUUGGCUCUUCUUCCGAGGGGAAGUUUGUUACAAAUAAAGAUCCUUCUCGAGUUCGGGAGAGUCAGACAAAGGCCGGGCAGCAACGCGGCUGCCUCGUGGGCUUGGACUGAAGAUGCAGAAAAUGUGUCAGAGAAAGCCCAGCCUGUCUCGGCCGCUGAAAAUGAAACGGCACGCGCCUCCCUUCCCGUUGAUCUUCGUUAUCUACUGCGUUUGCACCGCAAGAUUCACCUCAGGAUUUCCACAGCCCUUUGAUGACUAUCUAGGCGAAUCAGACAUUCCUAAAAGCAAGAUCUGCCAUUCUGUUAUGGAUCUUUGUAACUCCAUGUUUAAUAGCAUGCAGAUAGAUGAGGAAAAUAAUCAGGAAAUAUAUAAAAGAUUUUUAUUUCACUACUCCAGAGCUCAAGAUCCAACAUAUCCACUUAAAACCGGGUCUUUCCCUGUGCAUCCUUUAAUGAGCCUUGCUCCAAAGCUCUCGGAGAGGAGAAUGAAAAGAUUCCUUGAUCCUGAAUCUCAGCUCACAGCUGAAGAAUUCGGAAAGAAGGUAGGCUUAAAAUGCUGGCAUUAUCAUGCACAUGUGUUACAAACAUCUCCCAAUGCUCAGUUAAUUUGUUUUGCCACCCUGUGAGCUGUCUGGGUCAGCAUAUCA